Messenger RNA from Hyaloscypha bicolor E, 539 nucleotides. RefSeq lists its product as uncharacterized. The annotation marks the transcript as partial. Lineage: Eukaryota; Fungi; Ascomycota; Leotiomycetes; Helotiales; Hyaloscyphaceae. The transcript has a single exon. The record is from RefSeq and is a predicted model, not a curated record.
UCAAAAUGGACUCCGCACCCGCCCCCAUUAGUCAAGCUUCUCGUGAUCCAUUAAUUGGUCCUUCUGAAUCGUUAUCAAAUAUUCCGAAUGCCUUUGCCCAAAUGAUGCACGGUACGCCUACGGAGCAACGGAAGGGCAUACGAGAUCGGUGCAAUCGACUAGUGCCAACUUAUAAUCGAAACUAUAACCCUUAUAAGCCCCCUCCCGAAGAUAGACGCCCUGAUUACUUUCCAUAUACUUCAGGAGAGCCUUUGCACGAUGAUCGCCCGAUUAUAAUUGCAUGGCUUCCAAGAAAACACGUUAUUGCAGGUGCUAGUAAGAGGAAAAGGACUACUUGGGUCUGGCAGCUUGGAUACGCUCUUACAGAUACAAGUAAAAAAGAUGAGCCUACUAUAUGGGCAUGCAAGCUUUGUAUGCCCUUUUUAUUAUUAUAUUAUGGAUAUAUGCUUAUUAAUUUUCCAGGCCACCAUAAUACUGAAUUUUCCAAAGGCCGGGAAUGGUACUAUAAUAGUAACUCUCUCAAAAAUACCGAAAAUCAC